This is a messenger RNA of Dreissena polymorpha, 6540 nucleotides long. RefSeq names its product translation initiation factor IF-2-like. NCBI's taxonomy places the organism in Eukaryota, Metazoa, Mollusca, Bivalvia, Myida, Dreissenidae. Gene Ontology annotation, molecular function: GTP binding; translation initiation factor activity; GTPase activity. The record is from RefSeq and is a predicted model, not a curated record. The transcript has 18 exons. Gene Ontology annotation, biological process: translational initiation. Bases 177 to 4895 code for a protein of 1572 amino acids.
AAGUAAGUACACCUAAUAUGGCUGUCCCCAUCUCCAUGACGUGAAGUUGACCUCCGGAGAAAAGCUACCUGAAUUCGUCCUGAUUAGUGGUCAGACAUAGCACCCAGGCAUGUGUACAGACGAUCUAAUCUUCGCCAGCUAAACUACACGCUUCAUUGACUCAUCAACAGAUAGACAUGUUGAGGUGUCCUUGCAUGCGUGCACACAGGGCCUCUCUGCGACGCCUACAAGUGUCAUGGAGUUGGGCAGGGACAGGCCACAGUACUACAGUUUCACAUCAGGCUCCUUUCCAAAGAUCCCAGCAGCACAAUGCUGCUAACAGGCUCAAUAGAAAAGAGACUGAGAAUUUAGCUACAACUGAUCAAGAUUCUGUUACAAAGUACAGAAAAGAUGCCACCACAAGAAAAGACAAUUCAAAUUUAACAAGACCUGGUCAAGAUUCUAUUACAAAGUACAGAAAUGAUUCCACCAUAAGAAAAGGCAAUGAUGUCAAAUCGUCAGAGGAGAAUACUUUAGCUGAGUUUCCCAGAACUGUCACUGAGCUGGAGAAGUUUCUUAAACUAGACCGAGUAACAGUAGUGCAAUGUAUUAAGGACUUCACAGGAGAACAAACGGUUACAAAAGAUUUUGUUAUAGACAAAGAACUUGUGAAGAGAAUCAUAAAAAAUUAUGGACUAGAAAAAAAACUGCCUUCAGAUCUAAACUUACCAACACAAUCGGACUUGUUAAGUAAAAAGAAAGUGGAACCUAUUGAGACUCCUGUUGCAACUAGCCCUGCAAGUGGAUAUGUGGAACCCAUUGAAACUCCUAUGGCAACUAACCCUGCAAGUGGUUAUGUGGAACCCAUUGAGACUCCUGUGGCAACUAGCCACGCAAGUGGUGAUGCAAUGACAGACUACCUUAUGAGGCUGAAAAACAUUGUUAAAGAAAUGAACCUUCUAAGGUUUCCAAUAGCUAACAAGUUAAGUGUUACCAUGCCUUCUGCUGAAUCUAAUGGAAACACAGGUGCCUUAAAUAAAAAUAUUAUUGAAGACAUGAAGGCUAAAGCUAAAGAAAUGAAAGAAAAGACCCUGAGCAUGAAACAAAAUUUUAUUGCUAGUCAGACCAUGAAAGAAGACUUGAUUGCAAGGCGGACCAUGAAUGGUGAUUUUAUAGCUAGGCAGACCAUAAAAGAUGAUUUGAGAGCUAGUCAGACAAUGAAAGACGACUUGAGAGCUAGACAGACCAUGAAUGAAGAUUUUAUAGCUAGGCAGACCAUAAAAGAUGAUUUGAUACCUAAGAAGACCAUGAAAGAAGAUUUGAUAGAAAGGCAGACCAUGAAAAAAGACUUGAUUGCUACACAUGCCAAGUUUCCACAGGGUACAGUCAGCGUUUAUAGCUCACAGGCACUAGGGACCAUGCCUCAGUCCAUUUCAGAACUGUGUGAGAGACUUGGUGCAGGAAAAGCUGAAGUACUACGUCAGGUGCAGGAAAUAACUGGGGAAACUUUUAAAGAAGAUGAAAUUAUGGCUGACAAAGUUUUACUUUCAAGACUUCUAUGCCGGACUGCCAACGAGACAGGCGUUAAUAUGGAUUCCAGAUUCAAACCUUAUACUCCAAAAACCACGGGGAAAGAUGAGGUUGAACAAAUGUCUAGCAAUAAAAAUGAAAGUCACCAAACUAUAAUGCUUAAGGAACAAUUAAUACUUGAAAAUAAACCCGAAGCAGUGUCUGAAGUUGCAAGUAAAACUGCUGACCAAUCUGAAAAAUUUGCAGUUCAUGAAAAAACAGAAUUGAACAAUAAAUUCAAAACAGAAUUGCCUAAAACUGGUAAGAUGGCGGCUGAUAUAUCGUCAGAUAAUAAGUUUACUCAGGGAAGUGGCAGUUCAACUAGAAGUGAUCAUACGGCAAGCGUUGGUAAUGUUAAAAGCCGGGAAUUCAGAGAUUCUAAAGCUGAUAACAGAGCAAAAGUUGAUCACAUUAAAGGCAUAUUUGAAGUAACAGAUACUGAUCAUGAUAAAACAAAAAAAGUUUAUGACAUGAAAAACAAACCAGAAUCAUUACAUAUUGAGAAAGUCUUUAAAAUUCAAAAUGAAAAGGAUGUAAAGAGUUCUGUAAAAGAGACUUCUAAACAGGCGGAUAAUUUAAUAAAUGCUAGUCUUGCAGUAACAGCUGAACCUGUAAAGCUCAAGGAAGAAACACAAUCAGAAAGAGAAAACUGGAAACAAGGAAAAAACUACACACAACCGAAAAGAAAAAAUCAAGAAAGCUAUCUUAUUCAACAGAAGACAACAACAUUGCAUAGGGAGGCUGAUAAAAUAAGUCUUGUAACAGGUAAUAAAAAGGGAAAAGAGACUGAAAGUUUGAAAUCCUUGUUAAAGUCAUUCCCGAAAUCAGUACUCGAAAAAAGUCUUGAAACAGGUAAUGAAAAGGUGAAAGAGACUGAAAGUUUGAAAUCCUUCUUCAAGACAUUCCCGAAAUCAGUGAGUACUAAUGCAUUCCCGAAAUCAGUGAGUACUAAUGUUAGUGAAAUAAUUGCUCAGUUAUUUAGCGAUGAUUCACAGUCAUUAAAUGACAAAAGCAAAGUUCAGAGUCAUAAGCUUGAACUUAAAAAUAUACUCAAUAAGACGAAAGACAAUAAGAAGAAACCUAUUAGGGACAUUGUAAUGCCUCACAGUAAUGAGAAAGCUGAAACAUUGGACACCAAACCGAAAUCACUUAUAAAAAAGCCUACCAUAACGUCUAACUUUGUAUCAGAAUCAACAGACUUUAAUAUUGAUUUAUCAAUAUUUAAAACUGUUGAUUCAGAACAAAAUGUGCCAGAGUUUAAAAUUGAUUCAAUAUUUAAAACUGAUGGUUCAGAACAAAAUGUGCAUGGGUUUAAAAUUGAUCCAAUAUUUAAAACUGAUGAUUCAGAUCAAAAUGUUCUUGCUAAAUCUGUCCAUGUUGAGGAAAAACCUUCCUUUGAAGUAAAGGAAAAUCCUGCCUUUGAACUAGAUGAGCUUAAAGACACAUUUAGCAAACUUAAAGUAUUAAAAUCCAUGAUGGCACCAACUCCACAAACGACGAUGAUCAAGGGUACCAUAACACUGAAAGAUAUGCUUUAUGAUCCACAAUCAUAUAAGAAAGCACUUGAACAGGAUUAUGAUAAAGAAGUAACACAAUCUAGCAAGAUUGCAAGUAGGGUUAUCUCAUCAAGCAAAAAAAGCAAAGAGAAGAAAUCGGAGCUUGCGACUGGCCCAGUGUUCAUUCCUCGACCACCUGUGGUCACAAUCAUGGGCCAUGUUGACCAUGGAAAGACAACUCUGCUGGACGCAUUGAGAAACUCGCGAGUGGUGGACACAGAGUUCGGAGGCAUUACUCAGCACAUUGGAGCCUUCAAUGUUCCGUUAACCAGUGGCCAAUCCAUAACGUUCCUGGACACGCCCGGCCAUGCUGCUUUCUCUGCAAUGCGUUCCCGCGGGGCAUCAGUCACAGACAUCAUCGUGCUGGUGAUAGCGGCUGAGGAUGGAGUUAUGCCCCAGACGAUUGAAUCCAUCAAACUGGCACAAGCUUCUUAUGUUCCUAUGAUAGUGGCUAUCAACAAAAUUGACAGGCCCAACACCAAUGUGGAGGCAGUGAAGAACCUGCUGUCCCAGUAUGGAGUGGUGUGUGAGGAGUAUGGGGGAGAUGUGCAGGUUGUACCCAUCUCUGCACUCAAGGGAAUCAACCUAGAUAAGCUACAGGAAUGCAUUGUGAGCCUCGCUGAGUACCUGCAGCUAAAGGGCAAUGUUUCCUCCCUGGUGGAAGCACGUAUCAUAGAGACCCGUACUGACGUGGGGCGGGGCAAGAUGGCUACCAUGGUGAUCAAUAAAGGGGUGCUGAGAAAGGGGGACUACCUGCUGUCAGGAACCACGUACACCAAGGUGCGGUCACUGUUUGAUUGCAAUGGAGCUCAGAUGCAGGAGGCAGGGCCAGGUAUCCCCGUGGAGAUUGGAGGAUGGACGGAGCUACCCCAGACAGGAGACCUCGUGCAACAGUUUGCUACAGAGAAGCAACUUAAGCAGGCCUUGCUAGAAAAUGACGAGAUUGAGAAGGAACAGUUUGAAGCCAAGGCCAUGGAGAGCGCGUCGGAGAGGAGGGCUGCGGACCGCGAGACAUAUGUGCAGAUACGGGACAGGAGGCGUGCGGAAUACUUGCGCUGGUGGAACCAUGCCAAGAAAAAAAAGGUUGAAACUGAGAUAUUGGAGCAGAAGCAGAUGGCUAUGGCAGUGGAUAGUAGGCCAGUGAUCAGGAUCAUUAUCAAAGGUGAUGUCUCUGGAUCAGUGGAGGCGAUAGUGGACACUCUGGCGACCUUUACCUCUGACAUUUGUGACAUUGACAUUGUACAUCAUGGGGUUGGCAAUGUUACAGAGAUGGAUCUGCAAAUGGCCUCAGCAUUUAACGCUGAUAUCUAUGCGUUCCAACUGGAUCCUGUUGCGUGCAAGUCCAACAGCAAGGUGACAAUACAUCACUACAACAUUAUCUACCACCUGUUUGCGCAACUUGUGGAACACAUCAAUGCCCAACUGCCACCAACUGAGAAAGAGGAAAUCAUUGGUGAGGCGGUGGUGCAGCAGUCAUUUGAGAUCACAGUGAAGAAGGACAAGGUUCAGAUCGCUGGAUGUCGCUGCCAGACGGGCUCUCUCAUCAGGUCAAAACGGUUCCGGCUUAUACGAGGGGAGGAGGUGCUCUACGACGGUACACUGAGUUCUAUGAAGCACCACAAGGUGGAGGUGAAUGUCAUCAAGACAGACCAGGACUGUGGACUCUGUCUGGAUCCAGGUCUAGUCUGCGAGCCGGGAGACACCAUCGUUUGCUACGACAUGGUCAAAGUCAAACAGACAUUAGACUGGAAACCUCCUUUUGACUUGAAAACAGAUGACAUUCCUACAUAAUUAUCCCCUGCCAUAGGCGGAGGGAUAUUGUUUUGGUGUUGUCUGUCCAUCACUCCGGCACUUUUGUGUCCGCAGCCAUAUCUUGGAAGUGCUUUGGCGGAUUUCAUUGAAACUUGGUAUGAGUAUAUAUAUAUGGAUAAGAGGAUGAUGUUCGCCAAAUGGCAUUGUACACCAUCUGUUAAUAAUGGAGUUAUGGCCCUUUGUAUCUUGAACAAAUGUUCACUUUUGUGUCCAGAGCCAUAUCUUGGAAGUGCUUUGGUGGAUUUCAUUGAAACUUGGUAUGAGUAUAUAUAUGGAUAAGAGGAUGAGGCACGCAAAAUGGCAUUGUACAUCAUUUGUUAAUGAUGGAGUUAUGGCCCUUUGUAUCGUGAAAAAAUGCUUUUUAAUAUAGGCUUAGAGCUUUAUCUCCAUUCACACAUGAGCCAGAGCCAUGAAACUUGCCAUAGUUGUUCUUGAUCAUCUGGGUGUGCUUCACAUUCAACACCCAUAAUCCUAGGGGCUAAGGUCAAGGUCACACAUUGAGGUCAAAGGUCACAAAUUUGAUGAAUUAUUAUUUAGUCAUUCCUUUACUAUGCAUCAAGGGAUUCUGUAAUCACUGUCCACAAUUAUUAUCCAUUAUCUAGCUGAGUGACAAAUAUAAGAUCCAGGUUGCUAUGGUCAUGGUCAAAGUCACACACAAAGGCCAAAUUCACACAUUUUGAUUAAAUAUGCCUUAUUUGGUAAGGAUUCUACCAUACUAAAAUGGAUUCUCAAAAUGUCCUGAUGUAAUUGUACUCGAUUAUCAGGCACAACCAGUCACUUAUACCUUUUCUUUUAGUUUUACACCCAUCCAUAAACAAAAUUUAUUUGGCGGGUAUAUCAAUUCAACGAAUUUGCUUGUUAUUAAGUGGUACCACAAGCUCGAAACGUCUGUUUCCUUAUAGUCAAGAUCAAACAGAAGGAAGAUUUGUAUUUAGUAAACUGCCUGUAACACCUGCUACAACAUGCUUAUACCUAUUCAUAAAAGGUGUUUAAGCACAUACUUAAAUCUUCUGUUAGACAUGUUAAGGUAAAGGCAGAAGUUUUUUUAGUUUAUUUCCAAAAUAAUCGCAUGAACUGUUGAUACAAAUUCAAAAUAUCAAUAUCGAAAAAAAAGGGUAUGACCUAAAGUUCUAGCAACGUUAUGAGAAGCUUUUCCCUGUUCUGAUAUUUAGGUUACAUGUUAGUGACGAUAACGUGAUUUUGUAAAGCUCUAUGUUAUAUAGUCAAAAGCGCAUUUGACAUAAGAGAAAAUAAUGUGCAAGUAGAACAAUCAAAGAAAAUCAAAAUGUGUAAAGGAUUGAAAAUAAGACUCUUUCACAAACAGUGAGGCUGUCAAGCCUAUGAAAAUAGAGAUGAGGUCUGAAAUUGUUUUGACUAUGCACUGUACCGUGACAAUAUGUAUGAUACAUCUAUUUCUUAGUCAGUAUGUAUGUUUUAAGUCUGUGUUUGUGUAGAUUAAUAUUUAAAUAUAAGAUUGGAUAUCACUUAUACUUGAUUUUUUAGUGGCAAAUUGUAACUUGGAUUGUUUAUUAUAAAAAGAAUGUUCAAAACAUGUUUUUGAUUGUAUAUUUAACUUGGAUAUAUGGAUUUGUUUGGAAUUCAAUAAACCUUGUGAUACAUUUCA